GACGUCACCGUAAGUCUGCGUGACGAUGGCGAUGUGAUGUUUAUGUAGUUGCUGCCAUCCCGAUUUGGUGCCGUGCUUAUUUUGUCGAAAUUCUUUGUUCUAUAUCACCAGAUAACUAAGGACAAUAAUCUUGCGUAGAAGAUACAAGUUUACGUACAGUUCGUAGAGUGUCCCCUGUCAUUACAACAUUACAAUAAUGGCAGAAUCUCAGGCUGCUGCCCCAGAGGGAUCUGUGGGAUUGGAGGAGCCAAAAAAGAUGACCAGAGAAGACUGGCGGAAAAAGAAAGAGUUGGAAGAACAGAGGAAGCUGGGUAAUGCCCCGGCUGAGGUGGACGAAGAGGGCAAAGAUAUCAAUCCUCACAUUCCACAGUAUAUAUCUUCUGUACCAUGGUAUAUUGACCCUUCCAAAAGACCAACUCUGAAGCACCAGAGACCCCAAGCAGAGAAGGAAAAACAAUUCUCAGCUAUUGGCGAUUGGUAUAAAAGAGGAGUGCAGGAGAAUUCUGUUGUCACUAAAUAUCGUAAAGGAGCAUGUGAGAAUUGUGGAUCAAUGACACACAAGAAAAAAGAUUGCUUAGAGAGACCGAGGAAAGUGGGUGCAAAGUACACGGGAACCAACAUAGCACCAGAUGAGCACGCGCAGAUCCAGUUAGAUUUGGAUUAUGAUGGAAAGAGGGAUCGGUGGAAUGGGUACGAUCCAGAAGAACACAUGAGAAUUGUUGAAGAGUAUUCCAAGGUUGAUUUGGCUAAGCGUACCUUAAAGGCACAAAGGCUGCAAGAGGAAUUAGCGUCUGGGAAAUUAAUGGACCAAGCUACCUCGAGGAAUCACUGGGGAGACGACGACCAGAAUCCAUUGUCGGAAAGGGAUCACAACAGUGAAGGAGAAGAUGAAGACAAAUAUGCUGAUGACAUUGACAUGCCUGGCCAAAAUUUUGACUCCAAAAGAAGAAUUACUGUUAGAAACCUUCGAAUAAGAGAAGACACUGCAAAAUAUUUAAGAAAUUUGGAUCCAAACUCUGCCUACUAUGACCCUAAGACAAGAGCCAUGAGAGAAAACCCAUAUUCUAAUACUGGCAAGAUUCCAGAAGAAGUUGGCUAUGCUGGGGACAACUUUGUGCGAUACUCAGGAGCUACUAUUACAAUGGCACAGACACAGCUUUUUGCUUGGGAGGCUUAUGAGAAAGGCUCAGAUGUCCAUUUACAAGCUGACCCCACAAAGUUGGAGCUCUUACACAAGUCAUUCAAAGUGAAGAAGGAGGAUUUCAAAAUGAUGCAGAAGGAGAGCAUCCUUGAGAAGUAUGGAGGGCAGGAACACCUGAAUGUGCCUUCGAAAGAACUGCUGCUGGCACAGACCGAAGAGUAUGUGGAGUACUCGAGACAUGGCGCCGUCAUCAAAGGACAAGAGAAGGCAGUUGUGCAGUCCAAGUAUGAAGAGGAUGUACUUGUGAACAAUCAUACAUGCAUUUGGGGCUCUUAUUGGAAAGAUGGUCGAUGGGGCUACAAGUGUUGUCACUCUUUUAUUAAGAUGUCUUACUGUACAGGAGAAGCUGGAAGACAAAAUAUGGAUGACACUCUGUGCAUAGACAACGUUCAGGUGGAGCCCCAAAAUUUUGAAGAGCCCAAAUCUUUAAUGGAGAUACAUCAGGAGAAACUGAAAGAAAAGAAAAAGAAAAAGAAGCAAAAGAACUGUGACUCGGACAGUGACAACGAAGAAGCAAAAAACAAAGAGAAACUAAGAAAGGCCUUGAAUGCCGAAGACGCACGUUUGAAACAAGUAGAAGAGCUGAUGCAGGUGGACGAAAGAAAGCGGCCUUACAACAGUCUGUAUGAAGUGCGGGAGCCCACAGAGGAAGAAAUGGAGGCGUUCCGCAUGAAACGCCAGCGGCCGGAUGAUCCCAUGGCGUCAUUUCUUGGUCAGUGAGGGAAAGACGUAAAAACAUAACAUUUCAAAAUCAGACUUGUUUGAGACGCGAGGGACUAAACAGUCAAAGUCAGAAGGACAGAUGAGUUUUUUGGUGGGUUUUGUACUGACUUGAGUAGGCUGGGACUUCUUUCUUUUUUAAACCUCUCAUUAUGGUAUAAAUUGCUGUGAACACUGUGGACGUUGUCCUUUGAGCAGUUACUUUCUCAAUGUAUUUUCUUUUUCGGUUGCACGUUCAGUAGUUACCCACUCGUAUUCCAUUGCGCCACACUCUCCAGCUAAUCAGAGCCCAGAAGUGCGUUUGUGUUAAUCAAGACUUUGCUUUUUCCUUCUCCCGUUGUCUCUUGUAUUUUCUAUAAAUAGUUCAUUAAUG
Messenger RNA from Erpetoichthys calabaricus (reedfish), 2294 nucleotides. It is a transcript of the gene slu7, whose product is annotated as SLU7 homolog, splicing factor. The record is from RefSeq and is a predicted model, not a curated record. Gene Ontology annotation, cellular component: spliceosomal complex. Gene Ontology annotation, biological process: mRNA splicing, via spliceosome. Lineage: Eukaryota; Metazoa; Chordata; Cladistia; Polypteriformes; Polypteridae. Gene Ontology annotation, molecular function: pre-mRNA 3'-splice site binding. The transcript has 16 exons. The coding region runs from base 197 to 1921 and encodes 574 amino acids.